AGUCGGCUUUUUAUAUUGCAGUGUACAAUGAAUUGUAUCAGACAGGCCACUUUGAGACGAUGAGUGUAUCGGCAGAUGAGGACGAGCACAGCAUUGAAAUGCACUUGCCCUACAUAGCAAAGGUUAUGGAAGAUUUCCGGGACCAGUUCACCAUUGUCCCCAUCCUCGUUGGGUCACUCACGCCGGAGCGAGAAGUACACUAUGGGAGGCUGCUUGCGCCCUAUCUUGCAGACCCUCAGAGCUUAUUUGUGAUCUCCUCUGACUUCUGCCACUGGGGUCAGCGCUUCCGUUACACCUACUACGACCGCUCUGUCGGGGAGAUCUGGCAGUCGAUACAGAAGCUCGAUAAGCAGGGGAUGAACUUGAUUGAGACUUUAAACCCGAGUGCCUUUACCGAGUACCUGAAAAAGUACGGCAACACCAUCUGUGGCCGCCAUCCUAUUGGCGUCUUGCUCAAUGCGGUUGCAACUCUCCAAAAGACAAGCAAUGGCCACCGCAUGUUGCUCAAAUUUCUGCAAUAUGCCCAGUCUUCGCAAUGCUACACUUCAUCUGAUUCUUCCGUGUCGUAUGCUGCUGCCUCUCUCAUAUUUGAAUAAACCUUAGGUGCCCUUGCAUGAGGCGUAUUCUUGAGGUGGAGUGUGAUAGCUUGAGAGGUGAUGAUGAUGAUGACUCAAAGAAAUACUUAUCUAUGCAUUAUAAGUUAAUAUGUCUUUAAGGUUGGGAAGGUUAAGGAAAUAGAUUAAUGAGAAGAGCUAGAUAUAUAUGUAUUACUUUCAAGAAGAGACCAGAAAAGAAGAUAAAUUGUUUAAACUUGGGUAGAGCACACUAUGAUUCAAAAUGUUUAUUAAUGAUUUUUUUCAAUAUAGUUCAACUUUGGAUUUGUAUGUUUUGAAGAAGGUUGGUGAAGAAAUUUUAUUUAUUUAUUUAUUUUUUUCUCUUACCCUGUUUAGAAAAUCACAGCCCUAACUUGCACACACUAUCCACUCAAAAUAACGUAUUAUAGAUGAAUGUCACAUAGCUCCUCUCUCAAAAUGCGUCUCAAAUCAGGGCCAAAAGGGGGGCUGGCUGGCAAUACUGCCGCUUCUUCUGCCACGAGUGAGAGCGAAACACCUUCCCACUCGGAUGUAAAGAAUUGUUGACCAAUUUCCAGUCUUGGGGCAGGUAUGUGGGUUGCUUUUGGGGCAGGGAGAUGAUAUCCCUUACCUUGGAAGGUCCCACUAGGCUCGAGGGUUGGAGAUUGUGUUGUCCUUUUUUUAUCUUUUUUUCUUUUUUCUUUUUUUUUUAUUUUGGUGAUUUGACACUCAGGGCCAUUUUAUAACACGUGCUUAUAAUGAAUAUAAUAAUGAUGUGUGUGUUUUGGGGUUAUGGUCUUAUCUAUGAGCGAUAAUCCCCCACUUUCUUCAGAAUAAACAGUCAAAUAGCCCCCCACCAAUGCCUCUGUGAUGCUUUGAAAUAGAGAGUAUAUACAAUUCCUUUUUUUUUUUUCUUCUUCUUUUUUUUUUUUUUUCCUUCAAGGGGAGGGGGUUAGGAUUAUUGUUACUUCCCCCACCCUCCUCCUCCUGUCCCCUUUUCAGUCUCCCGUUUUUGAAAGAAAAGGAUUUCAAAAAGGUCUGGGUAUCUGCUGUUCCUCUUUGGUGUGAGAAUUAAUGGGAAGAUAUUUUAUUAACGGUUAUUUAGAUUGGAGUCUCAUGGUCCCCCCCUACCCCCCCACCCCCACCCCUCUAUCGUAUCACCCCCAGCCCUCUCUCCCAUCAUCAACCCUCCCCCCUCCCCAUAAACCUUGCCUUGCACUUGUCACACGCACUCGGCAAAGGCGAAACUUUUGGGUGCGUUGUGGCCAAAAGCUCGAAGAAGUAAGCUCCAAUUUACAGACAUUCCCAAUAUUGUUUUAUUUUAUUUUUUUAAAGGGGGGGUGGGUGCACGUCUGGAACACAAAACUUCUUGUGGAAUGAUCUCAUUGUAGCACACCUGAUGCCCCUUCCCUCCAGUAACCCUGCACCCAUGCCUAAUCCCCUGCCCCUCCUCUCCCUCUUCACAUCUCAUGAACACUCAACAACAGAUGACAGGUUGAUUGAGUCAUAUAUGCCAACAUGCACAUUCAACACAUGUAUCUAUAUACUCAAAAAACAAUUUUUUUUUUUUUCAUUAUAAUUCUUAUCACAUGCAUGCACACUCACAACUCAUGUGCAUGUGCACGCACACACGCAC
Penaeus indicus is the source of this 2208-nucleotide messenger RNA. RefSeq names its product protein MEMO1-like. Bases 60 to 596 code for a protein of 178 amino acids. The transcript is spliced from 4 exons. NCBI's taxonomy places the organism in Eukaryota, Metazoa, Arthropoda, Malacostraca, Decapoda, Penaeidae. The record is from RefSeq and is a predicted model, not a curated record.